UAAUUGAAAAUUAAGGAAAUCACAAAAAUAAUUUUAUCUAAACAGACAAAAUUUCUUACCAAAUUACAAUGAGUAAGGAUAUAUCGAAUACAACAGGCAUAUUCAAUACAAAAUUAACCAAGCAAGGAAGCCCGCAUAGUGUAGAAAGCAAACUGUUAAGAUUUGAAGAAAUUGUUAUUCCAAUAGGCAAAACAAAUGGAACAACGCCGUCACCCACCGCGACAGCAAAGAAUUUGAACGCAAACUACUCCGUUAGUAAACCACGACAAACAAACAAGGAAUAUAUGACAACACAGAAAGUAUAUGAUGUACUCAAAGAACCUGAAGAUUACAAACCAUUAAAAAGUUCACUAUCUCUGAAACCAAUUAAUAUGAAAUAUACAGCAGUGCCAUUGGUAGGGAAUAAAAUGAUUCAUAUUUCUUUUCCAACAUUCAUAAAUGCAAUGUUAAAAGAACAGCUUCCAACAACUAGUAAUGAAGCGGCGUUUCGUUCUAAACCUACAGUAACGGUUAAACUUCCCACUAAAGAUGCAUCACCUGCUGCUGCCACACCGGUUUUAGUUGAUGAUACCACAAAAACAACUAACACUACUAUUCCAACAAUUAUGAGACCAACUGCAGUUGUUUCUACUGCAAACCCAACAGAGUUGACCGAAUCUUUGAAGAAUUCUAAAAUUGACGUUAGUGCCUCACAGCCGCCAAAAGCAACAGCAACGACGACAGACUAUGAAAAAAAUAUAAUUGUUACAACAACAGCAGAGACAGAAAUUGAAAGUUUCAAUUCCAAUACGACUUCAACAUCUAGUUUGGAAAUAUCAGCAGUAGACAUAAACGGGAAAGUAUCUACUAAUACCGCAUCAAUUACAGCUCCAUCGGCUAGCACAACUAAAUCAAUAGCCUGUAAAAAUAUUACACAGAAAUUAACAUUCAACAAAAAGUCCGUCAUGCGUUCAGUACAUAUUCCACUUUCGAUUGCUUCGGAGGCACACAAAACUCUAGCUUUUACAGGACCUAAAAUGCCAAUUCGUCCUUUGGUCAAAUCCCGUAAUUGCGUUUUACUUUCGACAAAAUCAAAUACAACUGCUAAGGAUAAGGGCAUAAUUAAAUUUAUUCCGAAGAGCCCUUGGCCUAAGAAAUAUGUAGCCGACGAGUGCGACGUAUCGAACCCAACCGAUUCAAAUAGUAAUGACGCACUUAUUAGUAAGGAUGCAGAAAAGUUUCCUGCGGCUGGGAAAGAAGUUUUGGUUAUAACAACGGACAUCGAUACCAAAAAAACUGCUGUUAAUAUACCAAUAGUGCCACUGGUAGGGAAACGAAAAUAUACUGAUCCAGCCAUGAUGCCGAUACUUUCCUUUUCAUAUCAGAAAUCGCUUUCGGAUUAUAUACGAAAAGCAAAGGAAUUUCACAAACGCGCCAAAAUAUGUGCAACAGCAGCUUUAGCAACAAUUGAUAAUUCGAAAAUUAAUGAGGUAGAGAGUGCGAAAAAUUUUAUUUCAACCGAUUCAGAUGGAAGCGGUAACAAAGAUAAUACGAAUAUGAAAUGUGACCAUGAAUCGAAUCUUAAACAAGGUGAUAGCACUGCAGAACGCCGAAAAGAGGUAACGGCAAUGGAAGUUGAAGAGACGGCUAAUGGCGAAUCUGAAAACAAGGAAAAUAGUACAGAUAUGGAAAUAACAGAGAAGAUAGGUAGCAUAAAAUAUGUGAAAUCAACAAUUAAAGAUAUACACAACUUGAAAGAUAUGGAAACAGUUGAAAAGUUGGAAAAUGUGAGAACUACAAGCCUGGAUAACCUAAAAUAUCUGAAAGCAUUAACUGAUGUGAAAUCAGCGUCAAGCAUAGAUAACUUAACAAAUAUGAAAUCGGCGGAAAGCCCAAAAAAUUCAGAAGAUAAUGAAUCAGGUGAAAACACAGACGACUUGAAAAAGGAGGAGUCAGCCAAUGGCACAAAAGAAACGGAAAACAUCGAAUCAACGGAACGCACAAAUAACUCAAGAGAAAAGGAAACAGCGGAAGGAAUCAAAGACCUAAAAGAUAUAGAAUCAGCUGAAAACAGAGAUCUGCUAAAAGAUUUGAAAUCAGGUGAAGACACAAAUGGCCUGAAAGAUGUGAGGUCAGUCAAUGGCACAAAAAUAAGAGAAGAUAUCGAAUCAUUGGAACACACAAAUAACUCAAAAGAAAUGGAAACACCGGAAGGAAUCAAAAACCUAAAGGAUACUGAAGUAUCUGAAAACAAAGAUCACCCAAACGAUUUGGAAGAUAUAGAAAACUUAAAAGAUAUGAAAUCAACUGAAAGUGCAAAUAAUCUAAAAUAUGGGAAAUCAGCCGAAAAUACGGAAAAGUUGGAGGACAUCGAUAGAAAAAUCCUAAAAGAUCUGGAAUCUACCGGAGUUACAGAGAUCCUAAAGAACAUGGAAUCAACAGAACGCAGAAAAACCCCAAAAGGUUUGAAAGAUAACUUAAAAGUUAAGGAAUCAGUUGAAUAUACAGAUAACCUAAAAGAAGUUGAAUCAGCCGAAAGGACACAAAAUCGAAAGAAUGUGGAAUCAACUGGAAAUACAGAUAGCCAAGAAGAAGUGAAAUCAACACGAGCCACGGUAAACCUUAAAGAUAUCGAGGCAGUUGAAGGCACAGAAAGCCUUAAAGAAUUGGAAUCAACGGAAAGUAUAAAAAUCUUACAUGGUAUAGAAUCAGCUAAAUGUGCAUAUAAACCAGAUCUGAAAUCAGCUCAAAAGACAAAAAAUCGAAGCCAUUUUGAAUCAGCUGAAAGCAUACAUGGUAUACAAGAUUUGGAAUCAACUGAAAGUACAAAAUUCUUAAAGGUUUUAAAUUUAACUGAAAGCGCAGAAAACCUGAAAGUUGUGGAAUCAAUCGAAAGGGCAAAAAAUCCUAAGGAUAUAAAAUCGGCUGAUGAUUCAAAUAACGCAAACAAUAUAGAAUCUGCCGAAGUUAAAGAAAUGCGACAGGAUAAGGAAUGUGUAGAUAAUCGAAAAAAUAUUGCCACUACAGCGGAAAUGAGUAACCAAAUAGAUAUCGAAUCUGAUUUAUUUACCUAUGAAAUAUUCAAUAAUGUCAGUGGUAUUAAUAAUGCAAGUUCACGCAAUGAGCAGACCCAAACAAAAGAUAGCACAAUUAAGAUUCUGAAAAAUAUUUUUGAAUUAAAAGAAAAAGUUCAACAACAAGCGGAAGAAAUUAUGUCGCUAAAAGCUGCAAUGAAAUUGUUAAAGACACCAAAUAUGUUGAAUAGACCUUAAUUAAAACGUUAAUUUUAUGUGAUUACAACUAAUGUUUAAAUAUAUAAUUGAAAUAUUUUUAUUCAAAUAAAAAAUAAUAUUGCA
This is a messenger RNA of Bactrocera tryoni, 3335 nucleotides long. RefSeq names its product CAP-Gly domain-containing linker protein 1-like. The transcript has a single exon. The coding region runs from base 69 to 3251 and encodes 1060 amino acids. The record is from RefSeq and is a predicted model, not a curated record. Lineage: Eukaryota; Metazoa; Arthropoda; Insecta; Diptera; Tephritidae.